AGACCAUGCCGAUUGAAGUAGUUAGAAAAAAUGCAUGCAGUACAAUAGGUGAAGCACCUCAUUGGGACGAAGAUUCGCAGUUCUUAUUUUUUGUCGACAUCUGCGCUAAUAGUGUACACAGAUGGAACGCUGUCACUGGUGUGGAACAGAAAAUUGUUCUAGAUAACACCGUCGGAUUCGUUGUUCCAUGGGCGAAAGGAGGUGUUAUUGUUGGUCUUGGAAAGACUCUCACACAUUUGGAUUGGAACACAGAGAAGACUACCAUAUUACAUGAAGUUGAUAAUGGACUUGACAACAGAUUCAAUGAUGGCAAAUGUGAUCCGCGUGGUAGGAUAUGGGCAGGCACAAUGGGUAACGGAAAAGAUCUGGCACUAAUACCAAAGGAAAGGGGAUCAUUGUAUUCUCUAGAUACGGAUGGGACAAUUAAAAAGCACGUCGAAAAUGUUACUAUUUCCAACGGACUAGCAUGGUCACCUGAUAACAAGGCUAUGUACUAUAUUGAUUCUGUACCAGGAAUUGUAUAUGCUUUUGACUAUGAUAUUGACAGCGGGACAAUCUGUAGGCAAAGACCCAUAGCUGAAUUUGAGAAAGGUCCAUUUGGAUCACCAUUUCCAGACGGGAUGACAAUCGACACUGAUGGCAUGUUAUGGAUAGCAUGUUUCUUUGGUGGAAGGGUGAUGAGAAUGGAUCCUAAAACAGAUAUAGUGAUGAUGUUUCUUCCAUUAACAAUCUAA
Mytilus trossulus (common blue mussel) is the source of this 734-nucleotide messenger RNA. Its product is annotated as regucalcin-like. Gene Ontology annotation, molecular function: calcium ion binding; gluconolactonase activity. The record is from RefSeq and is a predicted model, not a curated record. The transcript has 5 exons. NCBI's taxonomy places the organism in Eukaryota, Metazoa, Mollusca, Bivalvia, Mytilida, Mytilidae. Gene Ontology annotation, biological process: L-ascorbic acid biosynthetic process. Bases 6 to 734 code for a protein of 242 amino acids.